This is a messenger RNA of Andrographis paniculata, 2176 nucleotides long. RefSeq names its product transcription factor bHLH123-like. Gene Ontology annotation, molecular function: DNA-binding transcription factor activity, RNA polymerase II-specific; RNA polymerase II cis-regulatory region sequence-specific DNA binding; protein dimerization activity. The record is from RefSeq and is a predicted model, not a curated record. The transcript has 7 exons. Gene Ontology annotation, biological process: regulation of transcription by RNA polymerase II. Bases 155 to 1561 code for a protein of 468 amino acids. Lineage: Eukaryota; Viridiplantae; Streptophyta; Magnoliopsida; Lamiales; Acanthaceae. Gene Ontology annotation, cellular component: nucleus.
UCAAUUGGUAAAAAUCAAGAGAGGAAGGGAGAGUCUUCAAGCAUAAGCACCUCCACUGUUUGAGAAAAAAUUAAUCAAAAGAUAAUAUAUACUACUAUAGAGAAAGAGAAAAAAAAAAAAAAAAAAGAGCAAGAAGAAGAAGAAGAAGGCAGCCAUGGCGGAUGAAUUCCAGCUCGGGAGUGGCAACUGGUGGGAGACAUCAAGGAGCAGAUUCGACGGCGAGACUACAUCAGCUACUGUUCCGACAACGCUAAGCGCCAUGGCAGCAAGCUUCGGAUGGCCGAUAGAGGUCGGCGACAUGAAACCUCCCCGGCCGAAUUCCAUCGAUUCAGAUGGCUCUAUGUUGCUGCAAGGCGCCGAUCACGCCGGCGGCGGCGGCGGAGGCGGCGUUCUGGCCGACCACAACAACCUGCAGAUGAUGGGAUUGGGGCUUCCUUCUCAAGGCUUCGAUUGGAAUCCAACUCUUCUGGGUGAAAAGGGGGAGAGCAGUUUCCGGUCGAUGAUUCAGCAGGAAGAUCAUCUGAGCAGUUCGAACACGACCAAUUUCCAGCAGCACGAUUCGUCUUCUCAACAGCACUGGACGCAGAAGCUCUAUUCCGGCGGUACGGAUUCUCCCGAUGACUCCGCCGUCCACAAUUUCCGGCAACUGAACCGCGGAUUUUCUCUCGACCAGGCGGCGGCGAGUUCAAACGACGACAGCACGAUUACAUCCGGCCACAAUUUCACCACCGGUUUCCAGCUCGACUGCGCCUCCGCCGCCGCCUCCGCCUCUGCCGCCGCCGCCGCCUACGGCUUGUUACUGCCGGAAAAUCAGUCUCAGGCUCAGCACGCCGCCAUGAAUUUCCCAUACCCUUCGCCCAGCGCCACCGGAUUAAUCUCCUCGUGGAAUAAAUUCCCGCAGUCGUUCUUGAGAACAUCUCCGCCGCCGCCGCCGCCGCCGUCAGGCGGCGGGACCCACUUACAUUUUACUAAUAACACUCCUUUCUGGAACGCAUCUGCCCGGACCUCCACCAUGUCCGAUGCUCGAUCGAGCUUUUUCCCGGACAUACAAACGCAGAUUCCGACUCCUCCAACGUUCGAUGAAAAACCCAAGAGCUCAUCGGAUUUGAGCACGUCGACAACGAAGAAAAGCAGCACAGAAACGACAACAUCAAACAAAAGAGGUCGGAACGAAACGCCAUCCCCUUUACCGGCUGCUUUUAAGGUGAGAAAAGAGAAGAUGGGAGAUAGAAUAACAGCACUUCAACAAUUAGUCUCACCUUUUGGAAAGACUGAUACUGCUUCUGUACUUUCCGAGGCUAUUGAGUACAUAAAGUUCCUCCAUGAACAAGUCAGUGUCUUGAGCACUCCUUACAUGAAAAAUGGAGCUCCCAUGCAGCAGCAACAACACCAGCUGCAGAAUCCAGGUGAGAAGUCGAACAAGCAUGAUCCUGCUGAAGGAGUCCGGCAAGAUCUUCGAAGCCGAGGGCUAUGUUUGGUUCCGGUUUCGAGCACCUUCCCCAUGACACACGAAACAACUGUGGAUUUUUGGACACCAACAUUUGGAGCAAGUUUCAGAUGAUGAAAUAUAUAUGUUCGAAAUUAAGGCAUUUGUCCGAAUCAGAGCCGGGUACACUACUCUUAUCAAAACCCUAACAGAUCCAAUAACAGGAUAAGAUAAGAUAGAAAAUAUGUGUGUAUAUAUAUAUAUAUAUAUGCAUGUAUAAUGUACCCUUCUUCUCCAUGGGCAUUUGCAUCUUCUACUACUACUAAUCCCGGAAAUGAAAAGGUAAGAAACAGACAAGGGAAUUACUUUUAUUUUGGGGCCAGGCAAAAUGAUUUAGCAGCAGCAGCAGGCAAAGAAUCAAUAUUAAUGUGUGCAAAAUUAAGUAGAUAGAUGUCUGUCUUUUUUCUCUAAUAAUUGAGGCAUUAUGAUUAAAGGGUGGUUUGUGGACAGGAAUGAUGCUUGAGAUUAAUUAAUUAAUAAGUAGAGAUAUGAUCAGAUGAGAUGGGAUUAUUAAUUAGUUUAGAGAUAUGAUCAUCGUCGAUUAUUAGUACUGCUGGUAUUUGUUGUCUGUAGCUGAAUUCAGGAUAUAUAGAAAAAGAUCCAACCUUUGGUGGUCUGGUGGUGCAUUUUAUUUAUUUAUAUUUAAUUUAUAUAUGUUAUAUGUUCAGAGGAGCUUCUGUGUUCAUUACU